Molecule: messenger RNA, 644 nt
Organism: Leptidea sinapis
Lineage: Eukaryota; Metazoa; Arthropoda; Insecta; Lepidoptera; Pieridae
Gene: mRpS33
Product: 28S ribosomal protein S33, mitochondrial
Exons: 1
Coding region: 148-498 (116 amino acids)
Cellular component (GO): mitochondrion
Source: RefSeq, a predicted model, not a curated record
GUCAUUUGUCAGGUUGACAUAUGUGCAAUGGUGUCGACAAUCGUAUUUUAUUAAAUUAUAAUUUUGAAAAUUGAAACAAGUUAAAUUACUACACAUGUCACGAAAGUUAUAAAUUUCCUUUAGUUAAUGUUAACAUCAUAUUAAAUUAUGGCUACAAAUUACGUAAAGUAUGCUCAGUUGAUUACAGGAAAGUCAAAUUAUGCUCGGCGAAUGAAAAGGUUAUCCAAUAAAAUUUUUGGAGAAGUAGCAACACCUACAAAUGCAACUUCUUUGAAAGUGGUUCAGAUGUUCGAGAGCCGACCUCUUCAUACAAAUGAAGAAAUAAUUCAUUAUUAUCCGCGUCAUAUUGAGACUCACGCUCUAACGUCUAAGCUGAGAGAGUAUGGUUUGUUCCGAGAUGAACACCAGGACUUUGUUGAAGAAAUGAAGAGACUUAGAGCGUUGCGUGGGAAAGUAAAGGUCUGGAGACAAAAGCCCGAUGGUGAGAAAAAUGAAUAAUAAAAGUUUAUCGAUAUCAAAACUUUGUGGGUGGCAAUUGAAAAUGUUAUGCUAUUAUAGUUCACAUUGAUAUGUUCAGGAUACUUUAAGGUAAUUUGUAAAUAUGAGGAGUAGGUUAGCAGAUUGAAUAAAGAGAAAAUCUAAUA